Brachypodium distachyon (stiff brome) is the source of this 4542-nucleotide messenger RNA. RefSeq names its product G-type lectin S-receptor-like serine/threonine-protein kinase SD2-5. Bases 1907 to 4399 code for a protein of 830 amino acids. NCBI's taxonomy places the organism in Eukaryota, Viridiplantae, Streptophyta, Magnoliopsida, Poales, Poaceae. Gene Ontology annotation, biological process: protein phosphorylation. The record is from RefSeq and is a predicted model, not a curated record. Gene Ontology annotation, molecular function: ATP binding; protein serine/threonine kinase activity. The transcript has a single exon.
CCCGCUGCCCGCACGCAGUGGCGCGCCUCCUCCCUCCCCGCCGCCGUCGGCACCAUCUACCCGUCGCCGCCGCUGCCGCGCCCCCAACCCUCGGUCGAUCCCGCCGCCGCGCCCCUAACCCCACCUCCCCAGCCGCCGCCGCCGCCGCGCCCCCCCUGGCUACCCAUACCUAAGCCCUGUGAGUCACCCACCAAAACCACCCCUCCGCCGCCCACUCUCUCCCCUGUCAGCGGCCGCCGGCACCCCCCUCCUCCCCCGGCUCUCUUCUCUGCCCUCUCGCCCCAACUUCUGUGCACCAUCCCGGCCGAUCCGGUGCGUCGUUGGGCUCGAUGAGGAACCGGUCCUCUGCGGGCCAGGGUGGGGUCGAAGGGGAGGAUGGAGCCGGCCGGCAGUUGGCCGCGUUGCUCGCCUUCCUUCAGCAGCGUCGUUGCUGCUCGCACAGCAGACCCUCGAGCGUCCUUCACCACUCACGCACCUCCUCAUCUGCUUCUCCGACUUCGGCCUUUAUUCUCGGUUGUUGGAUUUGAAUUGUGUUCAGUGAUUCAUGUAAAUUCUAGUCGGAGUUACUUUAUGAUUAUGAUGGGUGUAUUUUCAGUGUAUGACAGUACAUUUUUUAUUUAAUUAGAUGUCGUUUUCAUGUUAAGAGUUACAUUGUUGAUCUUUUAGGUGUAACUUUCAUGUUAAGAUUUACUUUGUGGAUCUUUUAGAUGUAGCUUUCGUGUUAAGAGUUACUUUCUUGAUCUUUUAGAUGUAUUUUCAUGUUAAGAGUUACUUUCUUGAUCUUUUGGAUGUAGUUUUAGUGUUAUGAGUUACUUUUAUUUACUUUUUAGAUGUAGUUGUGAUGUUCAAACUUACAUCUAUUUGUGAGCUUGGAGAAAAUAAGUUUUGCUGGCUGUGUGAAAUCUCGCAGUAGAGGAGAGGGGUCUCAUAGAUUAGAUGCAACAUCUUUCUUGUGUUUACAAGGGUUACUUUUGCUUUAGUAGAUAAGAGACUUUUGUUAAAAAAAAUGUUCGUUUUGUGUGUAUAUAACGAUAAAUUUUCUUGGGAUCUAGAGCAUUGGUAAUUUGUGUUUUUUUUCUCGAGAUGUGUUUCAUGGUGGGAGCAGAAAGAAAAAAGUGAUGGUCUAGUUGUAGCGAAAAGAAAAGGUUUUCUCUUGUACUGUCACGUGCGGGGCCGGGCCCAGCAGCACAGCAGGAGGAGGGGAAAGCAUAAAACAGAAACAGAGGAGAAAGACGCGUCGCUACCUUGGUGUCCACGCUAAACCACAAUAGCUGUCGUUUUCUGAGUGUGAACGCAAUGCGGGACCACAGUAGUUGUCGGAACGCACUUCUUAAGCUAUAUAGUGCGCGCGCACUAUGUAGACGGACCCUAAAUACUAGUUCAAUCCCACCCUGCAAGUGAGUCAUUCUAUCUGAUGAUUGUUUUAAGAGUUGGACUUAACCGAAGAAAUAGCUACAGAAAUAGGGUUUACCAGUUUAAAUAUUCUCUUUUCUUAAUUCUUAUUACCACCGUACAUGCCGCCUAUUUUCCAUGAGAAUAUUUUAUUUUCCAACAGAAAAAGGCCCUGCGUUUCUUAAUUCAUAUGUGUUGAACUGUUGAUGUAUUGAUGGUGUGAUUGCAACUAGCCCUCCUUCAAAGGUCCACCAAGGGAGGUGGAAUUCUCAGUUUUUUUCCACAUGGAACCCUCCAGUGUGCUUCCUUAACAAAAACGUGUGGACUAUUGAGUUAUCAACGGCCCCUUAUUAACAAUCUUGCAUAUAUACACGGUCAGUUCAUCUGCUUUCUUUAGAGUCCAUCCUCGUCCCCCAAGCAGCUCUGCACUCUGCAUAUUUUCUGUAGAAUCUGGUUUUGUUUUGCUUGGUUCUGUGCAACCUCUUCUUUGAUUAUUGACACAAAAUAAUUGGCCAUGCAGACAGUACAAUUGCUUCGUGUGUUUAUUAUCAUCACCCUCUCGUUCAUGUUUUUUUACUGCUUCCAUCAACAACUUCCUUGUGCCCAUGCUAUAUCUUUACCUAGCUCGACAGCGAAGAACACCAGUUUUUUGGACUACUCAACCAUCAGUUUGGGUGGAAACUCUAGCGCUCGUUUAUUUCUUCAGAGCAGAAGCAGCUCCAACACCCUGGCUAGUUUUGGUUUGUACAGCACAGAUAAUUCUUCAUUUGUCCUUUGCGUCAUGAUGACCUACUACUCCAGUGGCUAUGCAGAUCUUGUUAUCGGCCAGCCACAGGUUAUCUGGUCUGCGAACCGCAACUUCCCCGUAGGCUGGAAUGCCAUCCUUUCUUUCACUGGGGAUGGUAACUUACUUCUUCACAACAGUGAUGGUACCUUGGUAUGGUCCCCAGAGACAGCGGGCACCUCUAUUGUUGGCGGGUCUCUUGCUGUUGGUAUGCGCCUCUAUGGUUCAGGAAACCUUGUGCUCUUUGAUCGGAACCAUUCCUCUGUAUGGCAGUCCUUUGACUACCCAACAGACACAUUGGUCAUUGGGCAGUCACUCUGUGUGGGGGUUAAUCUCAUCUCCAAUGCUUCAGUCACCAGUUGGACAUCGGGUCAGGUUAAUCUUCAUACCCGGCUGAAUGGAUUACAUUUUUACUUCGGCUCUGCUUCUUAUUACAAGCAAGUAUUCCAACCAACUUCUCUAGGCAAUAGUACAUCACAAUAUUGUUAUGCAUUUGCCAAUGGAAGCCUUGGAUCUCCCAACCUGCAAAUCUUCUCGUUGCCACUCGCAAGGUCAUUUCAGUUCAUGCGGUUAGAGCUUGAUGGGCACCUACGUCUUUAUGAAAUGGAGGAGGCCACUGUCCGGGUGGUGUUUGAUGUGCUAAGCAAUGAUGUCAAGUUUUGUGAUUACCCUAUGGCUUGCGGUGAAUAUGGUGUUUGCAUUAAUGGCCAGUGUUGUUGUCCCAGCUCAAGCUAUUUUAGACUACAAGACGAAUGGCAUCCAGAUGUUGGGUGCAUGCCUCUCACCAGUCUGUCCUGCAAUCAUAUGGGCUAUCAUCAACUUGUACCUAUUGGCAACAUUUCCUACUUCAGUGAUGAUAGCUUCCAGUCAUUGGCUGCUUCGUUCUCGCAAAAGAAAAAAUCAUUGGCUACUUCUGCUACAGAUGUGUACUGCAAGCAAUCUUGCUUGGAAGAGUGUUCUUGCAAAGUUGCGUUGUUUCACUAUGACAGCCAUGAUGGCAAUACCGGCUCUUGUUUGCUUUUAUCACAGGCAUUGCUACUCUCUCAAACUAAGAGUUCUGCUAAUCAUACUUUGGCGUUUUUCAAAAUACAGGGCAGCUUACCACCGAAAAGAAGGACCAGCAUUGCAGUUGGUUCGGCAGUCGGGAGUCUUGUUUUAUUUUCAAUUGCCAUCUCAAUUUUCAUUUGGAGAAAAUGUAAGAAAAGGGAAGAAGAAGAAGUGUACUUUGGAGGAAUACCUGGAGCACCAACGAGGUUUUCCUAUAAUGAGUUGAAGAUAGCUACAAGGAACUUUUCGAUGAAGCUCGGAGUUGGAGGGUUUGGAACUGUUUUCAAAGGUAAAAUAGGCAAGGAAACAAUUGCUGUCAAACGCUUAGAAGGUGUUGACCAAGGAAAGGAUGAGUUCUUAGCAGAGGUUGAGACCAUAGGAGGAAUUCAUCACAUUAAUCUUGUCAGGUUAGUUGGAUUUUGUGCCGAAAAAUCCCACAGGCUUCUUGUGUACGAGUACAUGAGCAAUAGUUCAUUGGACAAAUGGAUAUUCCAUGCACAUCCAGCGUUUACCCUUUCUUGGAAGACAAGGCGUAACAUUAUCAUGGGUAUUGCCAAGGGCCUGUCUUAUCUCCAUGAAGAAUGUGAGCAAAGGAUUGCUCACCUCGACAUCAAGCCCCAUAACAUUCUCCUGGAUGAUAAGUUUCAAGCAAAGGUCUCCGAUUUUGGAUUAUCAAAACUAAUCAGUAGGGACGAAAGCAAAGUCAUGACUCGAAUGCGAGGUACGCGUGGAUAUCUUGCACCUGAGUGGCUAGGUUCAAAGAUCACCGAGAAGGUAGACAUAUACAGCUUUGGGAUCGUGAUAGUCGAAAUCAUAUGCGGGCGGGAGAACCUGGAUGAGUCACAGCCAGAAGAGCGAAUUCACCUGAUAAGCCUUCUUCAAGAAAAGGCUAGGUCCGGACAGUUGCUUGAUCUCGUGGACAGCAGCAGCAACGACAUGCAGUUUCACCUGGAGGAGGUCAGGGAAAUGAUGGAGCUUGCAAUGUGGUGCUUACAGGUUGAUAGCAGCAAAAGGCCUCUGAUGUCAACUGUUGCCAAGGUGCUGGAAGGUGCCAUGGCUUUAGAGGCCACACCUAACUAUGAUCUUGUUGCUAAUUAUGAACCAAACCAUGCAAAUGUUUCGGGGCAAAUUUGUUCAUACCUGCCUUCGGCAACACAUCUGUCUGGACCUAGGUGAUAUAUAAUUAGCUCCCUUUCCAAAUACACCAAUGGCGUGUCCUAUCUCUAUUUUUACAUUCUCAUGUGUUCUCUAGCUAUGAGCUUGCAGGCCCCGGUUUCUAAAAUCAUUCUGUUGAAUAUGAAGUUCACCAUUUUGUUAAA